UUCAGGUUAUGUGAGUGUAUAAUAGGUUGUUGUUCCCGCCGUCGCCAAUUGGCAGCCAGAUCCAUACGUAUUGGCCAUCAAACAACUGAAAAAUUCCCUCCAAAUGUUAUACGCAAUCAAAAAUAUAAUUUCAUAUCAUUUUUCCCCUUGGUAUUGUUUGAACAGUUCAAAUUCUUCUUGAAUCUCUACUUUCUUGUAAUGGCAACAUCCCAGUUCAUACCAGAACUUCGUAUUGGAUAUUUGUAUACUUACUGGGGUCCUUUAGGAUUUGUUAUUUUGGUUACUAUGAUUCGUGAAGCAGUCGAUGAUGUGAGGAGAAGGCAGCGAGACAAUGAAGUCAAUCAACAGAGAUACAAGAAGUUAACUUCUCUUGGGGGUCAACGCACAAUAACCAGUGCCAACAUCAAAGUUGGUGACUUAAUAUUUGUAGAGAAGGACCAGCGAGUACCUGCAGAUAUGGUCUUUUUACGUACAACUGAGACUAAUGGUGCCUGCUUUAUAAGAACUGAUCAGCUAGAUGGUGAAACAGACUGGAAGUUACGUCUAGCUGUUCCUGCUACUCAGAAACUAGAUUCAAAUGAAGAACUAUUUUCAAUGGAUGCUACUGUGUAUGCUGAAAAACCCCAGAAGGAUAUUCACAAUUUCAUAGGAAAUUUUGCUAAGGAACAAAUCAAGUUUAUAUUAGGUCCCGAGGACCCACCUUCCAUUCUCUUUCUCACUGUGUCACUUCCUUUCAGUGAAAUCAAGUACGUUGAGCAGUUACCUACGACUGAUGAUCCAAAGGUGCUCAUGCACUUGCAGUCAUUUGCUAAUUUACAACUCUUCAGUUGUUUAAUCUUUAUAACUGGCAUGCCUGAGGAUAUCUCAACCAAGAUUUGGACAAAGUUAAAAUGGGCUUGUCUUCUGUUUUUAGCAGUAUUAGGUCUGACAUUAGUUAUGAUGUGUCUCAAAGGAUUUGGAGGGCCAUGGUACAGGUACUUCUUCAGGUUUCUUCUUCUCUUUUCUUACAUCAUUCCAAUCAGCUUGCGAGUGAAUUUAGAUGUUGGGAAAACUUUUUACUCAUGGGUUAUUCAACGAGAUCAAGAGAUGCCUGGAACUGUUGUAAGAUCGACCACCAUUCCUGAAGAACUUGGACGUAUUAAUUACCUAUUAACAGACAAGACAGGAACUCUCACCCAGAAUGAAAUGGUAUUCAAGAUUCUUCACCUGGGUACUGUAGCCUAUGGUACGGACACAUUUGAUGAGGUUGAAACCCAUGUGAAAACUUUCAUCAGUAAAGAAACUAGUAGCAAUGCUGGUGGAGCUACAGCUACACCUACGCGCAUGAGACGAACAGUUGUAACUCGAGUAGGAGAAGCUGUGAAGGCCAUUGCUCUCUGUCAUAAUGUAACUCCAGUUCAUGAAGACGAUGCUGGUUCUCCUGUAGAGGAGUCUGGGGACAUUCAAACUCAACGAAGUGUAGCAUACCAAGCAUCCAGUCCUGAUGAGGUUUCAUUAGUACGGUGGACAGAAAGUGUAGGUUUAGCUUUAGUCCAUCGUGAUUUAACAACUUUGACGUUACGCAGUCCUACCGGUGCCUUGCUCAAGUACACUGUUCUACAGAUUUUUCCAUUUACUUCAGAAACCAAAAGAAUGGGCAUCAUUGUGAGGGAAGAGGCAACAGGUCAGAUAGUAUUAUAUAUGAAAGGUGCUGACACUGUUAUGGCAACAAUGGUCGAGUAUAACGAUUGGUUAGAGGAAGAAUGUAUCAACCUAGCCCAGAAAGGUCUUCGCACAUUAGUGGUGGCCCGAAAAGUAUUAACUCAGGAACAGUACAAUCAUUUUGAGCAACGAUAUUCAGCAGCGAAGCUGAGCAUGACAGAAAGAGGGAGUCGAAUAGCUGCUGUAAUUGAAAGCCUUGAGUGUGACUUAGAACUGUUAUGUCUCACUGGUGUUGAAGAUAAGCUGCAAACUAAUGUUAAGCAGACUCUUGAAUUACUCAGAAAUGCUGGAAUGAAGAUAUGGAUGUUGACUGGUGAUAAACUGGAAACUGCCACAUGCAUUGCCAAAAGCUCUCGUCUAGUGUCACCAAAUCAGGGACUUCACGUCAUGGGUAAUGUCACAGCCAGAAGAGAAGCACAUCUUGAGCUUAAUGCCUUGAGGAGAAAAAGUGAUUCAGCUCUUAUAAUCAAGGGAGAUGCCCUUGAAACAUGUCUUCAGUAUUAUGAGCACGAACUGAUGGAUCUUGCUGUUCAGUGUCCAGCUGUUGUUGUGUGCAGAUGUUCUCCAACACAAAAAGCUGCUGUUGUUCGCCUCAUUCAGCGGCAUACAGGAAAAAGAACAGCAGCUGUAGGUGAUGGUGGAAAUGAUGUUUCUAUGAUCCAAGCUGCAGAUGCAGGAAUUGGAAUUGUUGGAAAAGAAGGAAAACAGGCUUCAUUGGCAGCUGACUUUAGUAUAGAACAGUUUCAGCAUAUUGCCAGACUUUGCCUUGUUCAUGGGCGGGACUCUUACAAGCGGUCAGCAUCCCUGUCACAGUUUGUUAUGCAUCGUGGUUUAAUCAUUUCUACCAUACAAGCAAUAUUUUCUUCUAUAUUCUAUUUUUCAAGUGUUGCUUUGUACCAAGGAUUUUUGAUGGUUGGGUAUGCGACAUUCUACACAAACUUCCCGGUAUUUUCUCUUGUCUUGGACCGUGAUGUUUCUCCAAAUAUUGCUCUUACAUAUCCUGAGCUAUAUAAGGAUCUCACGAAAGGAAGAUCACUCUCUUAUAAAACAUUUUUCAUAUGGGUGUUAAUAAGUAUAUAUCAAGGUGGAGUUCUUAUGUAUGGAGCUAUGUUGCUUUUUGAAGAUGAGCUCAUUCAUGUUGUAAGCAUCAGCUUCACUUCACUGAUUUUAACAGAACUUCUCAUGGUGGGCCUAACUGUACGAACGUGGCAUCCUUUGAUGAUAGUAGCUCAUUUCCUCUCUCUUGGGUUCUACGCUUUGUCAAUCAUUUUUAUGCACUAUUUCGAUUGGGACUUCAUAAAAUCAAAGGACUUCUUUUGGAAAGUAGUCGUGAUAACCCUUGUAUCAUGCCUUCCACUGUAUGUGCUAAAAUUCUUACGAAGAAAGUUCACUCCACCAACUUACUCAAAACUAGAAGAAUUAAAUACCUUCGGCAGUUCUUCAUUGUCUCAGUCAAACCCAUGAAGUGCUCGAUUUAUUGUACUACUUCAGCCUCUCAUAUAUGAAUAACUAAUACAGUCGUAUAUUCUUUUUAGUAUAAUGUAGUCAGGUAGACAUAAAUGAAAGUGCCUCAAGCUUUUUAAUGCUAUAUUUAUUUCAUAGUUUUAGGCUGAAUGAGUGGUGUUUGAAACACUUCUAUUUUUCUGGGAGAUGUGAAACUUCUGACAGUAAAAGGAGCUUUGUAAUAUAUGUUGAUAUUUUGGUGUUGGUAUGAUCUUAAGUGGUAGUAUUCCAAAGUAGUAAGUGUAAUUUAUUCAUGAAUGGCAUUUUUGUUGAUACAUUUUCUGUCUUGUUUCAAAGUUAUUUAACUGUACAGUGCAUUGUAGGCAUUGCUAAAGGUUUUUUCACAUCCAUUUAUGCCCUGGCUGUGUUGCCCUUUGUCCUGUACUUAUCACCCUUUCCCAUAGCUCUUUCCAGUUUAGCUGAUCAACAUCAUCUUUUCCCUCUACAAUUUCUCAUUGAAGCAAUAAAAUAUGUGGGGGGAGUUGUAUUAUGAGAAUCUAAAAUUUUUAAUGAAAACACACAUAAAGAGCCCAAUGAUUGUCGUGAUGAUAAGGGAUGAUGAUAUGAGUUUAAUCAAUAGUGAACAUUUAUUUUUAUCAAGGAAAAUAUUUAAGUAAAUUUUAUUUUGAGAAAUUAGAUUUCAUUUAUGAUGUUCUUAGAAUCUAGUGACAGUAUUAUUGCAUAUUCAAAGAUUGAACCAAACAUUAUUCGUUUGGUUAAAGGUUGUAUAACGCUAUUUUUAGUUUACAUUAUCCUACCCCUUUUAUGUUUAAAUUACUUAUGAAGAUAUCAUUUUGUCUGAGACCCUGUACUACACUUUUCCAAAGUUUAUUUAAACUAGAGUGCUUCUUGAGUAAUAGGAUUUUUUUUUAAUUUUCUAAGGUUUGACAAAGAAAUUUAGUGAAGAAGCUUUUAAUGCACUGCAAUCACAAAACUAAUCCGAUUAUGUCUUUUUAUUUAAGUUGUGCUUUUGAAAUGCAUUAUAUAUUAUUUACUAUCAGUUUCUGUUAAGUAUACAUAUGUUGAUUUUGCAAUUGAUGCUUAGGAGCCUGAGAUGCUGCAUGAUGUGAUUUCAGAUGGGCAAAGGUUUUAACAUUCCAGAAUUAUUUAGUAUGAAGGGUAAAAAUCUUUUUAAUACCUGUACUUCAUUACUGUGAGUAGAAGUUGAGAAAAAUUUCAUAUUACCUGUAUGUUUUGCUUUUAUUGAUUAAGGCGGCCAAAUUUACAUUAAAGAAUGUUGGCUUUGUUUAUGGGUGAGUAGAAGAAAUGGGCAGUUUCAAUAUCUUACAUGUUUUACUUAUUGAAUUCAAAUCGCCAAAUUAUUAUACGUACUCAUCAUAAAACAUAAAAAAGGAUAGAAAAAUAUGUAAACAACUGAGUUUCCCAUAUUUUUGUUUAAACUGGUAUUUAUCAUGAGUCUGGCUUCAAUUGGGAGAGAUAGCAUAGGGUUUCCUUAAUUCUUUGGAUGAAGACCAUUUCAAAAGCAUCAUUUACACUGAUUUUGGAGCCAUUUGGUAUCUGGCUCCUGCUGCCCUGAAUGAUUUUUAUCAGUUAGUUAAAACAUAAAAUGAGUAAAAGUUGUGUUGUGGAGUUUCAAGUUAUUGAAUCUACACUGUACAAUAUUUGAGUUUGAGCUGAACUAUCAGGGGAGUGUUCUUAAAUGUGAUCAAAUUCUCCUAAUUGUUUAAUGUAAAGUAUAUUCCCUUGCUAGUAUGUAAUUGAUAAGCUACUGAAAAGAUUAAAACAAUUAUAUGAAUAAAAAACCUCUGAAACAAAAUUCUUGUUAAUGAGAGACAUUUUUUUUUAUUCUAGUCAGUGCCAGUUAACAGUGGAAAUUAAGAUGAGUAUAUGAAUAUAAAGUUGUAGAGGAGGAGGUGAUUGUAAUGUCAAAUCAGAAUAUAUUACAUGGAAUGGUAGUGGUGGAUACUGGGAAGCACUUGAUAUUUCAUAGAAUGCAUAAAAAUUAAAUUUUUUGCAUUUUUUAAAACCCCACUGAAGAAUAUACUCAUCCAAGUUAAAAAGAAUGAGAUAGAACUUCAUGAGUUUGCUGAUUUUAAUAGUCAAAUUAGGUGCUGUUAAAUUUAAGUAGCCAUAUCAUGUGGUGUACGUAUUCAGGAUUACCUACUGUAUAAUGCAUUUGCCAAAGUUUUCCAAGAGACCUCUGUCAUAAGUAUUUGUUUUGUAUUACUAAGUUAAGCUAAAUUACUGAAUAUAGUUAAACUGGUCCAGUUUGGUAACUGUUAAAACAGACCAGCAUGUUAAAAUUCCUUAUAUAAUUUGGAUAUCUGGGACAAGAUCAGUUUUCAUAGUGCUUUUGUUGAAAUCGACCUGAUAUCGUAUUAUAAGGGAAGUAUGGUAUUCAGAUUUACCAACAAAUGUUGUAUGAAUGAUGAUAAAUAUUUGAUGCAUCAAUUAUAAUACUAUAUCGAGAACAUACAGAACAAGAACUUGAUUUAAAGCCAUUUUAAGUGCAAAGCUUUCUAAUUUUAUCCAUCAUCAUACAAAUAAGAUGAAUUGGAUAAUACUGGAAUGGAUAUUUGCAUGUAGUUUUAUUGGUUUUUAAGAUGGCUUAAAAUGGAUAUGAAACAUACACAUUUGGUUUUAGUGAAAGAGGGGUUCAAUUAGUAAAAGUCUUCUGUUCUUAGAUGUAUCUAUCAUGGCUGCAUGGAUUUGAAUGAUAAAAACAAAAUAGCUGCUGUAUUUAUUGUAAGCAUAGAUUUUAUAUAUUUUUCCAUAUCUGUGGUCUUCUCUGACUGGUAGUGAAUAUAGAAAUCUCUCGAGUCCAUUUAGUAUUAAUUGGGAUGAAUCUUACCUACUGUUAAAGUUAGCUUACAUCUUUGUGCCGUAAAGUAUGAUUGGAAAUAAAAUAAAAAACUUUGUUGACCCAGAUGGACUGUCUACAAUCACCUGUUUUCCAUUAGGUGGUGAUGGAAUGUUUACAUUCAUGUCAAAAUUCUUCCUGCCAUGUGUGCUGUAUGAAUUGGCUGUACUAAUUUUGAUUAUUAUUUCCUUGGAAUUUCUGUGCGGUAUAUUGUGUUUCUUUUCUGCUUGCAUUUUGUUGUCUACAGCAGAGGUAGAAGUGUUAAGGCUCUGUAGAAAUGAGUUGUGUAAACCAAAUGUGUUCAGUUGAGCAUGAUGGUUGUACAGUAUGUAAUCUGUAGGGGUCAUGAGUGUGAUUUUUCUUCUCCUUUCUCUCACUGUGAAGCAAGCAAAGAUUGGUCUGAUGAGAACAUGAAUAAUUUUGUGAAGUAUGGAAGCUAUGGAAGAUCUAUUGAUUGUGUAGACAAUUAGUAAGGUUUGGCCAAAAGCCUACUCUCUCCCUUCUUCUGGUGAUGCUUCUCACACUACUCCAGCUCCUUCUCAUGUAGACUUUGUGGUUCACCAGAAAUGGAUAGGUAAAUGUCAGUAAGAUAUGAGUUUACUUCUGUAGUCUGUAGGGCAUUCGUCUGAAUUUACUAUGGGUAAGGAUCAUGAUUUCCCCCUAAGCGAUCAACCUUUUUUGCUUUCCUUCCCAUGAGAGGUGUCAGAACCUUUGUCAGUUUGUAGUCUCCCCUCUGAACUGCCCUGCAACAGUAAGUCUUCUCCUCUUCCAAGGAACCAAGGCAUGCCUUGGAACAGAGGUCUGUGCCCUUUGCAGUCUCUCUCUCUCACCUGUCUCUACUUUGCAGUCUCUAUUAAUUGUCUUCUGUCUUGAAAUUGACUUAUUUUCUGAAAGAGUUAAGGGCUCAUGUCAACUGACCUUCAUUAGCAUUAUCUAGGCAUUAUAGGUAAGGUAUUCUAAUUACUUGAGUAGUUGUUUGUACCAUGCGUCAAUACUUAGGUUGUUCAAUCAUUUAUUUCUUCCAUAUCUGAUGAUAUCUCCCUCCCUCUCACUCACCCUCCCUUCCCCACUGCCUUGUAUUCCUCACCUUUUGACAAUUGUACCUAUUUGUACUGGUGGCCCUUCAUUUUCACUGCUUCUUGUGCUGUGCAGAUGGCUUCUACUGUCAUUGUAGCAAGGUAGUCCAUAGAGUCUAAACUUUCGUCUCUUGGAUUUGUAGUUGAAGGCUUGAAGCAUGAGGCAGGUGAUUUUUCUACCACGACCCUGGUGAUGUAAUGCGAGAAAACUGCCUUCUGUCCAACAGUGUGUCUCCCAACCAGUCAACUUGUCUUGUGAGUUACCUGCUCCCUCCCAGCCGUUUGGAAUGUCCCAACUACUUAUUGCGAAGUCAUAGCUGGCAUUAUGAGGUCUGUUACCAUCUGAGAUGCCUCCCAUCUCACUGUCCCAGUCUGCACAUUUUUUAGACAGGACAGAUUUUGACCUUAAUUCAGAGGAUUCUCCACUGAUCGGUGCUCUUUUGUUGGCUUGUAUUUCACUUAGUGUUCAAGCAAGUAAGAAGUAGUAGUUAUGUGAUUCUGUUAAGGUGCAUUUUGAGGCAAUCUCUAGUUUUACCAUUAAAAGCAGGUUCUCAGAAUGCAACUGCUUCACUCUUCAGUUUUAUGAAGCUGGUGUAGAAUUGUGACACAGGUAUCGUGCCCAGAUCAUCAUCCUUCCAUAUAAGACGAGUUUUUCCAGUUGCUUGAUGCAAAUUGAAGAGCUUUUGAAACUGUAAGGUUCUUUGGCCCAAAAGUGAACUGGAAGUGCUUUUGAAGUCUUUAUGUUGUUGACUUUGGUGCUUUCUUUUGUGGAACUUGCUGUUAGCAACACUGCUCAUUUAUUCCACCAA
This is a messenger RNA of Macrobrachium nipponense, 7910 nucleotides long. RefSeq names its product probable phospholipid-transporting ATPase IIB. The record is from RefSeq and is a predicted model, not a curated record. The transcript is spliced from 18 exons. Gene Ontology annotation, molecular function: ATP hydrolysis activity; ATPase-coupled intramembrane lipid carrier activity; ATP binding. Lineage: Eukaryota; Metazoa; Arthropoda; Malacostraca; Decapoda; Palaemonidae. Gene Ontology annotation, biological process: endocytosis; retrograde vesicle-mediated transport, Golgi to endoplasmic reticulum; phospholipid translocation. Gene Ontology annotation, cellular component: plasma membrane; endosome; trans-Golgi network. The annotation marks the transcript as partial.